This is a messenger RNA of Colletotrichum truncatum, 4692 nucleotides long. RefSeq lists its product as uncharacterized. Gene Ontology annotation, biological process: DNA integration. Gene Ontology annotation, molecular function: nucleic acid binding. The record is from RefSeq and is a predicted model, not a curated record. Lineage: Eukaryota; Fungi; Ascomycota; Sordariomycetes; Glomerellales; Glomerellaceae.
AUGGAUGGCAAGAAAAUCUCGAAAAACGUGGCAUUAGCCCUCAAAAAGGAAGAAUUCCACUACUGGUCACCCCAAGAACUCGAACAAGGCGUCAAGAGAUAUCGCAACCUGAAGGCUCUGAUAAAAGACCCCGAAUUCCACGAAGAGAUCACGAGACCGGCAACAGUAGCCAACAGCACAGGAGGAAGAGUCGAACCAACCCUACAGCCACCUCCUCCACAAGAACAACAACAGUGGCAACUACCGUACCGACCGCCACAUCCCACGGUCUCUCCGUUAACAGACUUCCAACCAUACGAGUCAACAGACCGUAUCGGAAAGCAAUUAACAGAAUUCGCGAAACUGUACCCCGACGAUAUGAAAUACAGCGGCGAUAUGUACGAUGUACUCGAAAAGAAGAUGCCAGUAUUCGUGGAUCACUGUAGAAUGCUGGGAAUUCACACCUCCCAAUACAACAGGGCACUUCCCCUAAUACUGAAAGGAAUAGCCAAAACCUACUUCUACGCCUCGAUUAAAGUGAUCAACCCACAGCCCAACUUCGAGACCAUGAUCAACCAAUUGAAAUCACACUUCGAGACUAGGGAAAGGCAACAAGCGUACGUUACGCAGUGGAAUACAACUACUCUUCCCCAAAUCAUUCGCGAUAACCCUGGAAAGACCAAAUCGGAGUGUUUUGACAUACUAUGUGACAAAUUAAGCAAGAUUCAGCCCGGUUUGCCACAACAGGAUCACAACGACCGAUCCCUCCAUACCCAACUUCUACACGCUUGUAGAGAUAUUCCAGAGUGUGCAAUGGCGUUAUUUGUACCGGCUGAGACGUACGAGGGACUUCGCAGCCAAUUAAUCUCGUCGAUCGAGACAGCUACCCGUCUCAACCAACAACAAUUCAACACAGUAGCCAACCCACCAGAGCAGUACUGGACCGACAGAACUUUCAACGGUCGAGGGCGUUAUUCACGAUACAGUCGUUCAUCACGAAGUCGAUCAUCACGAGGAAGAAGCCGUGACAGACCCCUAUUACCGCCAACGCCUAAGAAGUGCUACGUGUGUGGAAAACCUAACUGCUGGUCAACCAAACACACCACAGAAGAGAGACGAAAAGCGUACGAGAAGUUCAAAACCACCCAAUAUGCCCAGGAUACGUCACUUCCAGCAUAUGGCCAAUUUCUCGUCCAAUACGAGGGUUUCGACGGGUUAGACCUACAACCUACCGCCGAAGACCCCCAGCAAUACUACCACGUAACCGAACAAACCAGUGAAAGUGACGAAGAGGAAGAGACCGGCAGCGACAGUCAAUUCCAGGUCACCGCCUAUUUCACUACAACAGCAAUUGACGGCAACAGGAUCGCCACGAUCCUAGCAGACCAGUCAACCCGCCAUGCUAUUACGAAAGAAGACCUCUUCCGCAACCAACCAGAACCGAAAGAGCUACCUUCGCAAUUCACACUCGAGGGACGCUACUCUGCCCAGAACUUCCAAGGGAUCAUGCCCGACUCGGGCGCAGCAGGAUUCUCAACCGCUGGCCACCCACAAUUCGUGGCCCUACAACAAAUUUACGAAGGAAUUACGUUAAACACUGAGGCGGCUGGCGGCGUUACAGUGAAAUUCGGCGAUGGGAUACCACUGGAGUCUAUAGGGACUACCAAAGUGCCAACGCCGUUUGGAAGCGUCAAAUUUCACGUUAUUGAGACUAACACUCCCUUCCUUAUGUGCCUAGGAGAUAUGGACCGAUUGAAGGUCUACUUUAACAACGUUACGAAUACCCUCAUCCAAGGAAAUAAGGUCGUACCUAUUAUUCGCAAAUGGGGCCACCCAUGGUUAUUACUCGAUAAGGAGAAACCACUCGCCUGGAACCACCUCACAGACGCUGAAUUGCGACGGGUUCACCGUCGCUUCGGACACCCAUCUGUUCAACGAUUACACAAGGUGCUCCAGAGGGCCGGCCACCCAGUUGAAAUUACGGCAAUUGAGCAACUAUCGAAAGUCUGCCAUCGAUGCCAAAUGCACGCACCAGCGCCAUCACGGUUCAAAUUCACGUUACGAGACGAUUACGAAUUCAACUACGAGGUUAUCGCCGACGUGAUGUACCUUGAGGGUAACAGACCGGUCCUCCACGUCGUCGAUACCGCCACGGCGUUCAACGCCGCCCGGUUCCUUGAGGACAUUUCUGCGAAAGCCACUUGGGAAGCCCUACGCCUCUGCUGGAUAGAUGUGUAUCAGGGACCCCCAGACUGGCUAGUUACCGACGCUGGAACAAACUUCCGCUCAACAGAAUUCCGAAACGCGGCGAGAGGAAUGGCAAUUGAAAUCAAGGAAAUUCCCAUAGAAGCCCACAACAGUAUUGGGAAAGUUGAACGAUACCAUACACCUCUAAGGAGGGCGUACGAAAUCAUCAGAGCAGAAGACCCAACAAUUACGCCAGAAUCAGCACUUCAAACAGCAGUCAAAGCAGUCAACGAUACUGCUGGCCCGAACGGAAUAGUGCCAACACUCUUGGUAUUCGGCUCGUACCCACGAAUUACCGACGAUUCGCCGCCAUCUCCCGAAGUCACAAGGCGGGCGAAAGCGAUUAAGAAGGCGACGAGCGAAGUACGCGAACUUCACGCAAGGCGACAGGUGGCAGAAGCUAUCGCCACCCGCAAUGGCCCUGAUACAGGGCCAAUUGUUAAUUUACCGCUACGGUCGCAAGUACGAGUAUGGCGCGAAAAGAAGGGCUGGACCGGACCGUUUACUUUAGCAGCCAUAAACGGCGAAACCUGUACUGUCGAUACGCCACGUGGUCCGAAGACCUUCCGGUCUACCGUAGUCAAACCAUACUACGAAGAUCCCGAUCAACCACCUAACUCCAUCGCCGCGCCAGAAGAAGAAGAACCCGAAGCUGAGAUACCGCAGCAGGAAGUAGUACGCGACGAAAUUAUCGUCGCCGGCGGAGGCAGUGAACCGGACGAACCGCAAGAGGCACCGGAGCCACCGAGAAGACGCCCGGGCAGACCCCGGAAGAGACCACUGCCAAUCGCCCACUUCACAGAGGAAUUCAACGAUGACCCGGAUUAUCAACAAAUAUUCCUAUCGAUUAAGGAGCAAGCAGACGAAGAAUUGGCAAUCAAACUACGACGAGAAGGUGUUAUUACUACACCAGGCGAACCGUUCGAACAGUCAACUAAACAAGAGAUCAACAGCCUCAUCGCUAGAGGAGUGUUCAAAUUCACCCAGUUCAAUAAGAGAAGGCACCAGAACGUACGAAUCUUCCGAUCUCGUAUCGUCAACGAAGUCAAGGGUAAAACAACCGAACCCUACGAGAAAUCGAGACUUGUAAUACAGGGUUACGCCGACGAUGGCAAGAAGGCUAUAUUGACCCAAUCGCCAACGAUUCAGCGGGCGAGUCAACGGCUAAUUCUGUCAAUUACCCCGUCACUCCUACGAGAAGGGAAACAACUAUGGCUUCGAGAUAUCACACAAGCCUACGUUCAAUCCUCCACAAGGCUCAAUCGUACUAUUCUCGCCUACCCACCGAAGCAAAUUCAAGACCAGUACCCAAAAGGGACCAUUAUGGAGGUUGUGAAGCCUCUGUACGGAAUCGCAGAAGCUGGAACCCACUGGUGGGCAACGUAUCACAAGCAUCACAGAGAGAAUCUCCAGAUGGUUACUUCUUCGUACGAUCCAUGCCUAUUGAUCUCAUCUACCGAAAAUCCACACUUUGGCUGUAUCGGCAUGCAAACCGACGAUACCCUCGGUUUGUCAGACAAGGCGUUCUCACAAUUAGAAGACGAACAGUUAGAAAAAGCGGCUUUUACGGCAAAAGCGAAGAAUAUCCUCACAAUUGACGAACCCCUCCAAUUCAACGGAGGGAUAAUCGCGCUGUCAACCGACAAUUCGAUCAAUUUGAGGCAAAAGGGACAAGCCAAGAAGUUACGAUGUAUUGAGACUACUGAACCCAACCCAAAACAGCAAUAUGUCGAACAACGCGCCAGAGGGGCGUACAUCGCGUCAAUUUGCCAACCCGAGGCCUGUUUCGAUUUAUCCACUGCUGCCCAACACCAAGACCCCUCGCCAGAAGCGAUAAAAGCACUGAAUCAACGGAUUCGAUGGCAAAUAGAAUCGCCUAACCGAGGAAUAACGUUUAUCCCACUCGACCUUACAACAGCCAAGCUAUUCGUUUUCGUUGACGGGUCGUUCGCUAAUAACCACGACCUCUCCUCCCAAUUAGGGUUUCUGAUCAUCCUAGCCAACGACACUUCCUCUGACAGCAACAACGGAGAAUUCACGAUUCACGGUAACCUCGUUCAUUACAGCUCUACGAAGAGUAAACGAGUCACCCGCAGCGUAUUAGCGUCAGAGAUCUACGGGAUGGUCGCUGGCGUCGAUAUGGCCUACGCCCUCGCCACAACCCUGGCGACAAUCACUGACCACCUCAACCUACCAACGAUUCAGACAGUUGUCUGUACCGAUUCUUAUUCGCUGUACGAGUGUCUCGUGAAGCUGGGCACUACCAAAGAAAAGCGACUCAUGAUCGAUAUCAUGGCGUUGAGACAAUCGUACGAAAGACGAGAACUACAAGAAAUUCGUUGGAUUAACGGCGAAGACAACCCUGCUGAUGCCCUCACGAAGAGCAAACCAAAUCGAGCCCUCGAGAGAUUCGUUGAUAGCAACACGAUAACGAUACGUAUGGAGGGAUGGGUAACAAGACCGUAA